This is a messenger RNA of Nelumbo nucifera (sacred lotus), 1494 nucleotides long. RefSeq lists its product as uncharacterized. Gene Ontology annotation, cellular component: cytoplasm; nucleus. Gene Ontology annotation, molecular function: protein serine/threonine kinase activity. The record is from RefSeq and is a predicted model, not a curated record. Gene Ontology annotation, biological process: cell differentiation; brassinosteroid mediated signaling pathway; peptidyl-threonine phosphorylation. Lineage: Eukaryota; Viridiplantae; Streptophyta; Magnoliopsida; Proteales; Nelumbonaceae.
CCAGUCUCUCUCUCCCUCUUUUUCCUCUUCCUCCCUCUCUCUUGAACUCUUUCCCCUCAUCUCUCUUCUUCUCUGUGAUUUGAACCUGUUUCCUGUGUGAUUUGAGCCAGUUUCCCUUCGCAACAUCCUGGGGGAUCAGCUGCUUUUUGCAUAGGUGACAGGUUUUUCAGAAAGUUAGAUUCUUCAGACCAUGUUUGAUUCGCUGCUUAAACAGUGCACGAGAAUCUGUAGGCCAACAGGAUCCAUACAACUAGCUUUGAAACCUUUGAGCUUGAAUGGCGGCCUCUAUUCUUACUACUCUCAACACUCUUCUUCUCACCUAAAUUCAUGGCAUUCUGUUGCUGCUGUUGCAGUGCUGCUUCUCGCUGGGAGCAGUCGAGAGAGAGCCCUUCCUUUCUCUCCCUCUCCCUCUCUCUCUCUGGUACCUAAAUAUUCCGUAAAAAAAUCUUCGUUUCUACAAGUUUCUAAUUAGCGGCUAUUCUCUGACUCUUCACUCUUGUUAUACUCCGGAGGGGGAUCACACUUCGAAUGUGUUGAUCAAGUACAUACUUCUAAUAGUUUUGCUUCUCGGUCGUCAUGGCUGAAGUCGCCAAACUCAUGGUACUUCUCCACGAAGAGAAGACGCCCAAAGAUCUUUUCAAGAGGCCUAACUCUGAUUUGAUCAGAGCAGGUCUCGAGAAAUUCUAUUCAAUCCUCGCAGGAGGAAUUGGAGAAAUCGGAGAUGGAAAAUUAGGGUUGGAGACCUGGAACCACUUGCAGAUUCAGGCGGUGGUAUCGGUUGCCAAGUCAAUUGUUUCUGCAACUCGAUCUCUUUCCGUUGAAAAUGCGGAGCCAAUAAUGAUUGCUAUAUUCGAGAAGUCACUCGAGUUCUCUACUCGUUGUCUGGAGAAAUUGAUGGCUGGAAAUGGUGAUUUUAGUCUUCAGGGGUUUUCGUUCCAGAUAUUUAGGGGGCUGGCAUAUAUUCACACUGUUCCUGGAGUUUGCCACAGGGAUGUAAAGCCUCAGAAUCUUUUGCAUUAUAUUAUCAGGUCAAAGGUGAAGCGAACAUAUUGUACAUAUGCUUUCGUUACUACAGGGCUCCAGAACUCAUAUUUGGUGCGACUGAAUACACAACAUCCAUUAAUAUCUGGUCAGCUGGCUGUGUUCUUGCUGAGCUGCUUCUUGGCCCGCCAUUAUUUCUUGGAGAAAGUGCAGUUGACCAGCUAGUUGAGAUCAUCAAGGUUCUUGGUACUCCAACACGAGAUGAAAUUCGUUGCAUGAAUCCAAACUACACUGAGUUUUUCCACAGAUAAAAGCUCACCCUUGGCACAAGGUAGCAUUUGAGUGUUUUUUUUUCUUUUUUUUGAUUAAUAGGGUUUUCAGAGUGGGUUGUGCACCCAAAUUAUGGCCAUUUUAGAAGCUAUUGUUUUAUCAUUGAAAGAAGAAUAGGAGAAUCUGGAGAAAUGUUCAUUGAUAUUCAAUUGUCAAGAAAAUCUUUAUAAACCUUUCAAAUUU